AUGCGCUUCGAUACCCUCUUCGCGUCCUUCUCAGCCUUCCUCACCGUCGCGGCCGCCAUCCCCGUUGUCCAGGACCAUUCAACUCCGCUCCCGACACCGACAUCCUCGAAGUCCGAGAUCCCAUCCCACUCUACGCCCUAUGGCUCACCCUCUGCCACACCCAGCAUGGAAACCUCUCACGAUGUCAUGCAGGGCCUGGGUAGAUUGGUGCCGAUCUUGGGAGGAAUCACAGUGAGCUCCAAAGUGACGUUCCAGUGCAAGACGAUGACCCUCGAGGAAGCACCUGACUCCUGUGACGAUAACGAAUACAUUCCCAUGUGCUGCAGCAAGGAAUCAUCGAACUCUAUCGGCCACUGCAAGUCAUUCGCCGAAGCCAAAGAAGCAUAUUACCGCUCAUUCGGAUACGGCCAAGAAAGCCAAACCGACUACAUCCUGGACGCAGUUGACUAA
Molecule: messenger RNA, 450 nt
Organism: Penicillium maclennaniae
Lineage: Eukaryota; Fungi; Ascomycota; Eurotiomycetes; Eurotiales; Aspergillaceae
Exons: 4
Coding region: 1-450 (149 amino acids)
Source: RefSeq, a predicted model, not a curated record